AUGGGAAUCGAAGCUGAAAUCGAUAACUCGAGAAGCGAGAUUGCCGAAAAUUUUAAGGAUGACAUUAUCUGUUCCAUUUGUUGCUAUAUUUUCGAGGACCCAGUUAUUCUCGAUUGCUGUGGUGGGCACCUCUGUUCGAAAUGCUUUCAAGAUGUUCGAAGCCGUUUUUCCAACUGCCCACUCUGCCGAAAAGCUAAAUUCACUGCUAAACAGUCACGAUUGAUGGCUACUGUUUUGAGCAAAGUGAAGCUCUUAUGUCCCGCUGAUGAGUGCCGCAUGUCCGUUCCCUUUGAAAAAUUCGAAGAGCACAAACGGAGUUGUCUAGCUUGGAAUAAGAAAACAUGCCCUGAAUGCAAGAAAGUCAUGUCGAUGAACAAGUUCCAUGAGCAUUUCGUCUGUUUCGAAAAGCGAAUGAAAUUGAAGGAUUCAACUGAGCUAGAAAGAAAAGUAAUUGCUCAGAAAAGGGAGAUUAACAUUCUUUUAACGAAAAAUAAUGUCAACUCUACAAAAAUUAAGAAAAUGGAUGGGCUCAUGAGUGCUCAAGUGACAAAAGUCGCGACACUUAUGAAGGAGCUUGCCCGAAAAGAUCGAGUUAUUCUAGAAAUACGAAAUGAACACAAGAAGGAACUCCUCAACCUAGAAAAUCAGUUUCAUGCGAAAACAGCUCAACAGGACACUUUGGAUUCUUUGCGAACGAAAAUUGAGCGACAGCGAGUUGCGAUUACAGGACUUCAUCAGUGCGUGAAUAGACUGAAGGAUUCUCAUCAGAAAACAUUGCUUCAACAUAAACUUGCGACACGAAAUUUAGAAUCAGACCUUUUAAAAUCGAAAGCUCUUCUGGGCGAAGAACAAAAAAAACUGCAGAAACAAUUGCAAAUAAAUGAAGAUCACGAAAAUAAGCUUAAAAUAAUGACCAGUGGAAGAAGCCGACUGUUAGCCGCUGACCAACUUGCUACAGAAAGGGUGCAAGAAAAGCUUACACAGCAAAGUCAAAUAAACGCAGAUCUUCAAGAUGAGCUUAAAAAGAUGACCUAUGAAAAGAACUCACUUUUGAACAAUGCCAGAUAUGCAAGGUUGAAUUCAGUAUAUUUGGAAUCGGAAUUUGAAGACCAAAAACGCCGUAUUAUCGCUUUGGAACAUGCCGAGAAAGUUGGACAAGAACAGAUGCGCAAACUCAAAGAAGAAAAUGUUCUUCUCAAAGACGAAAAUUCAAAACUCUCUGCUCAAACUCCAAAGAAGGGUUUUAUGUCUUCAAUCUUCAAAAAAUGUAAAUAA
This is a messenger RNA of Oikopleura dioica, 1275 nucleotides long. The record is from the annotation of a GenBank genome assembly. Lineage: Eukaryota; Metazoa; Chordata; Appendicularia; Copelata; Oikopleuridae.